CGACCACCAACCACCACGACCACCACCAAACAACCCACCCACCAACCAACCAUCAUGACGAGCUCAAUCAAGCAACAGCAACAGCAACAACUGAAAGAACAACAGCAUCACAGGAUAGCAUCAGAAGAUGAUGAAGAAGAAGAGGAUGAAGAUGAAGAAGAUGAAGAUCUAGAUGAGGAAGAAGACGAUGAUGAUGAUGACCUCUACAUGGACCAACACCAACAACAACUAAACCACCACAACAACCAACAAGCACACAACGAGAGCACUCAGGACGACGAAGCAGAUCGGGCUAGUGACUCCAGCUUCAGUGACUCAGUCUCACUCUCAUCAACACCUAGCAUACCAUGCUCAGACGACAUUGACUUCACGCUCGUCUACGCACUGCACACCUUCCUGGCCACCGUAGACGGUCAAGCGUCUGUCGUCAAAGGCGACAGACUCACAUUACUAGACGACUCAAACUCUUAUUGGUGGCUGAUUCGCGUGCUCAAAACUCAAGCCGUCGGUUAUAUCCCUGCUGAAAAUAUUGAAACUCCAUUCGAACGACUCGCACGACUCAACAAACAUAGGAAUGUCGACCUCUCCUCGGCCACCCCUAUCGAUGUCCAAGCAGGUGCCGCCUCAUCACUGGCCCAGACUCGAUUCUCUCAAAGAAUCCCGAGCGCUGGCGAUCCUGUGCGCUCGAGAUCCCCACAAGAUCGUCGCAAAGGUCCCGGCCCACCACCCAUGAUCGGACCUGGAUACUUCUCACCACCACCCGUCGCACCAGCACCUGGGACUGGUAAAGGUAAGACCGUAGCCUUCACAGCACCGACAUACUUCGAAAAUAGUGGGAACGAAUGGAGUGAUGAGGAGGAUGAUGAAAGUGGGAACGAACAGAUGAUCGAUGGGGAUGAGGUCGCUGACGGGGAUUGGGAUGGAGAAGGUGAAUUUGAGGAGGGCGAAGAAGGCUUUGAAGAUGAAGAGGAAGAGAGCGAGGAGGAAGAUGACGAAGAAGAAGAACAUCUCGAGAGCAACAAUGCCCCUCAACGUCCGGAACGCGCCCCAGUCCUAGACCUAGACCCGGCUCUGAAAUCUAAUCCGACGACGAUCGACUCCCAACGUCAACUGGAAGAACAACUGGCACAAGAACAUAAGCAACAGCAACGUCAGUAUCAACUACAGCAACAGAUCCAACAUCAGGUCGCCUCAGAACAAUCCUUAUCACGUCAGGCUUCAGCUGAAUCAGAAGAAGCUGCCAAGUCACCCAGUGGUUGGACCAGGCUUCGCUUGGCUGCCAGGGCGUCGGCAGACUCUCUACGUGGUGGGCCAGGUAAUUCAAACAAGGAUGACUCGCGUAGCCAACUCGGAAAAGGCUUAUCACCCGUCCAACGUGCUCAACUCGAUACACCUAUAACCAACAAGGAAUCUAUCCCUGAACAGCUGGCCGCCUCUCGAAAUAUCACACAGGCUGCAAGCAAUGCUCCAAAGAAUUCAUCCAACCUCUCCAUUGACAAAAUCGCCUCUACAUCAUCCCUUCAGCUAAUCCCCAAUGCUCUCACUGAAACUAAAAAACUCACCCUGACUCCUGAUAUUGCGCGUGAUACCGCUGAUUAUGGUCUCGAUGCUUAUCAACAGAAUCCUUCUCGUGGCUCUCAUCCCGCUCGUUCACGAUCUACUUCGGCAUCGUCAUCCGAGAGUCCAUUCCGACAAUCCGGUAACAAACAACAAGCUCGGAUCAACGGAGAGCCAUCAUCAGCUUCCCUUGAAGGUCAUUCAACUGACUCUCAUAAUGGAACAACAGAGGACGCUAAAGGUUUCAAACCAAACAGUACCAGGAAGGAAGAGUCUGAUCCUAAGAAGAAGAAAACCGGCGGCCUUUUGAGUGGCUUUUUCGGUCGGAAGAAGGAUAAGAAGUCCAAGAAUGACCCCACGGAUGAGACGAGAUCAUCCUCACUCGAACACGAUCGCAACCGAUCCUCAUCUCCUCUAAGCCCCUCCGAACAUUCCGUUCGAUCCCUGAGUUCUCCUCAACUGGAAGGAUCUCCCAACGGAACUACUCCAAAUCAUCGGGCGACUGCCGAAAAUGACGAUCUAUUUUCAACUGACGCCGCUCUUAGGAAGCAACAAGAGGAAGCUCAAGAGGUCAUGCACCGUCAGUAUGGCAUCUCCAGGGAGAUCAGUGACCCCAAUGCUACUCAUCACUCCCAACAACAGAAAAAGCCAAGUUAUCCUCCAAUCAAUUCCAAUGUCCCAUCGACCAGCCUUGGCUUGCACUCACCAUUUUCCCCCGGUAGCUCCACCGCCUCGAUGGGACUUGUUUACUCGCCUGCAGGUGGAAGGGUUCGUCCAGGUAGUUUAAUUGGUUCUCCUGGAAUAGCCGGGAUGGAUGUACCGAUGUUGAACGUACUUCGAAUCUUUGCUGGUGACAACGUGGAUUGUGAGGCGACUUUCAAGACGGUCCUGCUAAGUGCCCAGACUACCACUCAGGAGUUGAUUACCCAAUCCCUCCAAAGGUUUCACGUUCUCGUCACGGAAGAAGAUCGAUCGAGUUAUUAUCUGACGAUCAAGGACGUCGUUAGUGGUGAAGAAACUGUCUUGGAUGAUCAACAGACACCCCUGAAAUUGUUCGAGUUGAUGAAUGAAUCUUUAGGUCAACAUGCCCUCUAUUUACCUUCAGUCAAACGAUCAUCAGUCGGCUCCAUCUCAUCAAUCAACUCAAAUCUUUCACUCAACCCUGCCAUAUCCCGGCUAGGAAUGAAUGAUUUUAGUGAUGACUCGGCCGUCAAGUUUCACCUCAACCGCUACUCACAUCCUCAUCAUUCCAAUGGUAACUUUGCCCCCAACGGGAUUCCGUCCAGUCGAAAGCCUGAGCGUUCUGGCUCGUUGGCGCCCAUACAAGAGGAUGGCACGAUCUCUGGCCAUCCAGGAGUUAGCCCAAUUGCAAUAACCAACACUUCCGCAGGUCCAUCUUCCUCGACCCAAUACGACCCGCAAAAGCCGAUGAACACCGUCUCUAAUUCAGGCUCGACAGAUUCAAUGUAUUCAGAACAGCUCCCUCUAUCUCCUAACGCCUCCUCUCCACCCUCAGCGACGACGAUCACCUCUUCGCCUUCGUUGAGGUUUGCGAUGCGAGUCCGGAUUCAUUCCAGCGAUCUGCCCGAAGGACUAGUAUUUGAUCCCCAAUCGAACGCGAUCAUUCCGAAGACCGUCCUCAUUGAACGUGGUCAACGUGCAACGCCUCCCACUAAUCCAUCUGCAUCUGCUUCAUCUACCUCGUUCCGGGAAAAAGUGAUCAUCUUCCCACGUAACAUUCAUGUCUCUGAAGCUAUCGAACAUACCCUUGAGGCCUUUGGGAUCGCAGAUGGCGUCGUAGAUGGCGGCGAUGACGUCGAUGAUAAACUCUCCAAGCGCAGGAAUUCUUCCAAGAUCCGCUAUGGCUUAUCUAUGAAAUCUCCCGACUCUCCAACUGAAGUGCCGGUUAAUCUGAUCUCGAAGGUGUUAGAUGCUUAUAGCGUUCCACCCAUAUUCAGACCAGCUGAUCGAACCUCAAAGGAGGUCAGAAGGAGGUCACAAGAGUAUCAUCCGUUUGUCUUGGGUACUCUUCAAGACCUUCAACCAUCUGACCCGAUCUUCAGUCUUAGACGUGCCAUGAUCCAUCAUCCGCCUCGGCGAGAUUAUCCGCGCCAGUCGGCUGGACAGAACGGACUGGCGGGUGCGGUUGCUGAUGAACUGGGUCUACUUCAAGCUAAGAAGAACUCGUCAACCGGCCCCUCUCGCCCUGCGCCCUCGACUGAAAGCUCAUUCAAAACUGCUCGGGAAUCAAUUCACUCAGUCGAGGAAGGUGUAGUUAACACUCCUCCUGUCGCUUCUCCCAACCCAAUUACUGUCCGUUCCACCCAGCGCAAUUCGGAAGAAGGAAUUGAUAUCAACCUGCACAACAAUGCGAUGAUUCGCAGUCGACGGGAUGAUGGUCCCCAACACCAAAGUUAUCGGUACUCGUACAUCGAUCCCAAUGGGGAAGAGUUCGAUAUCAGCUCGCUGAUAGAAAGUGAAUUGAGCAGUGAACAGGGCGGUGAAAUUUCCAAGCAUGCACAUGACAAACAUCAUCGAAAGCACGAAUCCCAAGACAAGACCGCUGCCACGAGGACUAUCAGUCCGUCGACUGAGGAUGGCUACGCCAGCGCCCCUGAGUCGCCUCUCUCCACCGUCAACCGUCUUAGCCCCUCGGUCGUGCGUCAGCUCCAGAACCACGAGACGGACGACGACUCGGCCAUCGAAGCCUUACGGGCGGCUGACCUGACCAUCGACCAGGACCUCCGACUGGCUUCAUCUUCUUCGCUCUAUGGCUCACGCGAUCGGGUCUCCUCUGAGGAUCUUCUCGCAUGGACAGUCAGGAAACAAGCCCCCUCGAUGAACCAACAAUCAGAUCGACCUUCUGAAUCUUCUCAGAAAGCUAAAUCUUCUCCAUUCUUUGCCGAGUCGCUUGACCAUCGUAUCCAGCGACUGCUUUCGAAAGUGAAGCCUUUGACCAACGGGUCUUCAUCGGUUGGCCGAACGAUGAUGGAUCCGGCUGUGGACUCGUCAGUUGUCCAAGUAGAAUCCAGUCCGAAUGGGCCGACAAGGAGUUUACAGAAAGACGGGCCUGAAGAGACUCUGCGCGGCUCGGUGAAUUCGAGCCGAUCGAACUCGACCAACGAGGAUGGCAGUAUCAGUCCAGUGACUCCCUUGACGGCCACCUCACCCACCGGCGAGUCGUCGAAUUACACGCCGAUCUCCUCGGCCACUCGCGGCCGAGGGAUCGACUCGCGGCUCUCGAUGAACCGCGAACAGGGCCAGCUCGAGCUGCGGGGUCAGCCCUCUUCGCUCGGCCAGGGAAUCCCGCCCGCCCAUCGGGCGUGGUUGCCUCUCCUCUUCCCUUCCCUCAACUCCUCCACUGCUUCGGGGACCGAAGGAUCUGAGAACAUGGAUAGUUCGGUCGCUAGCUUGGACGUGCUCAUGAAUCUCAUCCUCCUCUCCGCUUCUUCCUCUGCUUCUUCUACGGCCAACACGCCUUCGUCUUCUUCCUCUUCUCCUUCUUCCUCGUCUACUUCCACAUCCAAUCCUUCCAAUCCGAAACCGACUCUCAAUCGACAACCUUUCAAAUCUUCAAUGGGUUGCCUAUGGAACGAUGAUCCGGCGAUCGCUGGUCUCUUUAAUGAACACUCUUCCUCUUCGACGGCUUCUUUUCCUCUACGAAUCGAUAAACCCUUGGUCGCCUCGUCUGAUCUUCUCUCUCAUCCUCCGCUCCUCUCCUCUGCCGACCAUCUUCCCGGCGGGCUUCCUUCUAACCUUGAUCCUAAUCAACAUGCCGCCUCUCAUCAAGAAUCCUCUUCCUCCUCCUCCUUUAAUCAAGAAACAUCUCAUCGUGACUCUUCUCAUUCGUCUUCUUCCUUAAUUCAUAAUAGUCAUAAUAAUAAUCUUCUGGUUCAUUCCGAUAUUCUUAACUUCUUUAAAGAAAACUCAAAUAGCUUUCAGAACUUGGAGGCUACUAUUGAUCGGAUCUUGUUUGACUCUCUUAAACUUUAAUCUUUUUCCCCUUUUUUGGUUUUCAUGGUUUCUUUUUUUGUUCUUGAAUAGUUUUCUUUUUUGUUUUUGGUGAGG
This is a messenger RNA of Puccinia graminis f. sp. tritici CRL 75-36-700-3, 5625 nucleotides long. RefSeq lists its product as uncharacterized. The coding region runs from base 55 to 5550 and encodes 1831 amino acids. The transcript is spliced from 5 exons. Gene Ontology annotation, cellular component: cell tip; microtubule cytoskeleton. Gene Ontology annotation, biological process: establishment or maintenance of actin cytoskeleton polarity; signal transduction. Lineage: Eukaryota; Fungi; Basidiomycota; Pucciniomycetes; Pucciniales; Pucciniaceae. The record is from RefSeq and is a predicted model, not a curated record. Gene Ontology annotation, molecular function: protein binding.